AUGGCUCUUUCUACUGCUGCCGGUCCAGUCUUGGACGCCGCGAUAGUCCACGAGAAACGAAGCUCGAUAGCCGACAAACUUUCCUCGAACGCUGCCGAUAAGGAUGGAGUCCGCAUCGUUGCUCCACAUGAGUACAAGGAAGCCGCCGCCUGCCUAGCAGAGGCAUUUCGCCACGAUCAGAUCGUGCGGUAUGCGAUCGACACCCCCGAUCGGAUGCACCUCUCCGAAGAAGAGCGCUUUGAUUUGCACAGAGCCGCAAUGGAGUAUGUCACCUACGCCCACUGUCUUCAAGGACUGGUGUUGACGGCCGGGGACAAUUACGGUUGCGUGGCACUGUGGUUGCCGCCGGGCAAGAACAUUGACGACUGGUUCACGAUGCUACGGAGUGGCUUGUGGCGACUUAAUUACAAGUUGUCUAAGGAAGGAAAGAUCCGGUUUUUCGAAGAAUUCUUGCCCUUAUUGCACCAUACCAAGCAGGAAACGCUGGGCGAGAUGGAUAACAACUCCUGGUAUCUCAACUAUGUCGGAACCAAGCCCGAGUCCCGCGGGAAAGGGUAUGCACGCAAGCUGAUCGAAUAUGUCACGAAGCGGGCCGAUACUGAAGGGGUCCCCUGUUACCUCGAGAGCUCCCAUGAUAUCAACAUCAUUAUAUAUGGCAAGAUGGGAUUCGAGCUUCGGAAGCACAUCUAUUUGCGGCGAGCCGAGGGCAAAGAACUUCGAAUGGAUGUCAUGGUCAGGGAGCCACCAACGACCCGUGAGAAGGGUGACAACACUGCCACUUUGAAGUCAGUGUGA
Capronia epimyces CBS 606.96 is the source of this 795-nucleotide messenger RNA. RefSeq lists its product as uncharacterized. The record is from RefSeq and is a predicted model, not a curated record. Gene Ontology annotation, molecular function: acyltransferase activity, transferring groups other than amino-acyl groups. Lineage: Eukaryota; Fungi; Ascomycota; Eurotiomycetes; Chaetothyriales; Herpotrichiellaceae. The transcript has 2 exons. Bases 1 to 795 code for a protein of 264 amino acids.